GAAUUGUGGACUACAACAUUCAAUCGUAAAUUAUUUACAUCACUUGAAUCACGAUGAGCAACGUCGCUUUUGCAACCCUUUUCUAUCCUACUGCUUCUAGAAAUAAGAGUCUAUUAAGAACAAGGCAAAACUUUUGUAAGAACCCAAGUCAUGGUAUUCAUAAACCGUAUCAAGAGUCUGCUUUCAAGUGUAUUCCGUUACGAGCAAAAGAGGAUGGCCAAAAGGGAGGUGGAAAAUUUAAUCCGUUCGCGGCUCUCGGAAACGUUGGAAACUUUAUGGAUGCUGUGAAGAAAGCGCAAGAGUUUUCGAAGGAAGCGGGUAAAAUGCAGGAAGAAUUGUCAAGGACAGAGUUGAAAGCGUCCUCUGAGGAUGGUUUGGCGCAUGCGUACAUAACAGGCAAUCAGAGACCCAUUAGAGUGGAAGUUACUGAAGAGCUGGUUUCCAAAGGAGCUGAAGCGGUUUCCAAGUCUGUGACGGAAGCAAUCAUUGCUGCACAUAACUUGAGUAUGGCUCACGUUAAAGAGAAGCUUGGUUCCAUUACAAACAGUUUGGGAUUGCCAGACACUGCGGGGAAAUCAUAAAAAAAUUUUCGAUUAUUGUUUGGACACUUGUUUGUUUCGUCUUAACAGACGUUAGAGAACUUUCUUGUCACAGAUAAAAUAUUGAAACCUGUCUCUUUUAUUUAGA
Messenger RNA from Galdieria sulphuraria, 687 nucleotides. RefSeq lists its product as uncharacterized. Gene Ontology annotation, molecular function: DNA binding. The record is from RefSeq and is a predicted model, not a curated record. The coding region runs from base 54 to 581 and encodes 175 amino acids. The transcript has 4 exons. NCBI's taxonomy places the organism in Eukaryota, Rhodophyta, Bangiophyceae, Galdieriales, Galdieriaceae.